CAACAAGGCAUUGUGUUCAUUAAUACCUACUGAAUCAUAUGCAAGAGUCGUGUCCUCCCCAGAGCCAGGGGACGGGAAGGAUGUUGUCUACAGGUGGUGCAGAGGAAGGGGUGGACAUCAACAGCCUGAAGGGCCUGUUGCAAGCCGAACAUGAACAGGUUCAGAAUCGGACUUUCACAAACUGGGUUAAUGCACAGUUAGCAAAGCACAAGUCUCCGUCAGUUAUCCAAGACUUAUUCCAGGAUCUUCGGGAUGGACACAUACUCUUGGAUUUACUGGAGGUUCUCUCAGGCCAACAGAUGGAGCGUGAGAGAGGACGUUCCAAUCCUGUUCACUGGAGGAGCAACAUCGAAACAGCCCUGAAAUUUUUAAGGAAGAAAUCGAUAAAGUUGGUGAACAUUAAUGUCCCGGACAUUGUGGAGGGGAAGCCAACCAUCAUCCUGGGGCUGAUCUGGUCCAUUAUAUUACAUUUCCACAUUGAGAAACUCACCAGAGGACUUCAGUCUGUCUCCAGACAGACCCACGUGGAGCCUCCGCCCGGUUUUAAAUCCUCACCGACAGCACCACCUUCAAGGAAACGAAAAGCAGCGAGGCGGGCAAGAUUGAAAAUGUCAGCAAAAAAGACCUUACUUCAGUGGGUUCAGGAAAAGGCAAAGGAACUGGGUAUCAAUGUCCAAGAUUUCAGCAGCAGUUGGAGAAGUGGCCUGGCUUUUGUUGCCAUUAUCAAUGCCCUUCGACCCGGUCUGCUUGACCCACAGGAGUUCAAGUACAAAACUGACAAGGAGAAUCUGGAAAUGGUCUUCAAGGUGGCGGAGCAGGAACUGAAAAUACCCAAACUGUUGGAAGUACAAGAUGUGGAUGUCAGCAAUCCCGAUGAGAAGUCGAUGAUAACCUACGUGUCCCAAUUCCUGCAGUAUUCUGAGGAGCAGCUCACAGCCAAGGAUGAAGCAGAGAUACGGACACAAUCUCACUGUUUGGUGAGCACAGAGGCGCUGGGUGCCAGGCCAGAGCACUGGGUGUCGGAGGAUGACGUCAAGAGGGACUUUGAAGAAUCGAGGAUACGGAUCGACGCCUGCAUUGAGGGAGCUAUGCUGUUCCUCAAGGACAGAGGGUCGCCAGAGGAAGUCAUUACCAAGCACCAGGAAACAUUGAAGAAUUUUGAUUCUGGGACCUUUGAACGUUUUCUGGAGGCAACCGAUAAAAUCAAAACUGUCUUAACCCCUCAGAAGAAACAGUUUGUUGAGGAAAUGAGGGAGCAGGUCAGCCAAAACUGGGAGGUGGUGUGUUCAGCGGUUAAAUCACAACUGCUUCAGAUGAAGUUUAAGAUGGAACACAAUAAGUUUACUGAGGCCCUUGAGGAGUGUAGGAUCCAGCUGGGAAUGGACAGCUCCCCCCUGCAGCCCCAUCCUGCAGGGCACCAGAUGUUCUUUUGUGAAGGCAGCAGUUUGACUCAAGCUGAACAACAUCUAGCAGUGAUGAGGCAGCUGUGUGAGAGUAUGUCCAACGACAGAGUUGAUGCUGAAACCAUAAAGGCGGAACUUCAAGCCUGUGACCAGUGUAAGACUGAACUGGAUGAACACGUCUACAAGAGGCUUUCGUGGAUUCAUGGCUCGGUUGGGUCACCUGUGACAGGGCUGCGAUCGCUGAAUGACCUGAACGCUGAACUGCAGUCGAAAGCAACGGAGCUCAGUGAGCUGAGGGUCCUGACAGAGCAGCUGGCUGGGGUGAGCUCUGCAUUCAGAGGAGAAGCACAAGAGGGGCUACACGCAGCAGAGAAAGCUUGGGAAGAGACUGAGAGGGACAUUCAUGAUUGCCAGGAUCAGUGCUGUGUGUUGGUGACCUUCCUGAGGGAGUUUCAAAACUACAAAAAGGAACUCGCAUCCACAAUUCAGAAAGGGGAGCAUGUCACUCCAGGAAGCUCGUCUUACCUGGGCAAAGAAAAGCUGCAGAGACUAAUGAGUAACAUUGAAGAAGUCAAACUGGAGUUCAGCAGCCAACAGGAGAAAGUGGAUGAAUUGAGGAAGAUUUGUCGCCACCUGCAGUCUGAGCUGAGAAAAUUUAUAGGCAGUGGGUCCCUACCAUUCCAGAGAGAAGUGGAUGAACUGUUGGAUGGAUGGUUGGAUGUGUCGGAGAGGCUGGACGCUUACAGCUCCAGCCUGGAGCUCGCCCUGAGUCUAUGGGAGGACCUAGCAGAGAGCGGUUCACGGAUGGAAGAUUGGGUGAAACGGUGUUUGGAAACCCUGAGGGCAAGCGUGAGUGGACGAGAGCUCACACUGCUGGAGGAUGAGAUUCAGUUCCAGGAACAAGAAAUCCAGAGCUUCCAUGAGAAAGCGGUGAGAAUUCAGGAGCUGCUCGAAUGGGAGGCAGUCCCACUGGAAUUCCAGGUGGUGGAAUCGACAGUGAGGAAGAAGAUGGAGCAGGUGAAGCACAUCAAAGACCAACUGAGCACCAGGGUCGAGGAGCCGAGUGGUGGUCUGGCUCAGUCACGGGUCAAGAUUGAGCCAAUGGAAGCUUCAGUCACAAAUCACAGCAGGAAACAAAACCUCCGAUCCCUUCGUGACCCACAGGGUGGACCGCCUGCCUCAGGACCCAGGGUCAGAGGUCAGCAGGGUUCCCCACGUAGUCUGGGUGAACACGAGGAGCUGGUGCAGAGCACAGAAGACCCCAGUGAUGAUGAGAUCACACCCACAGCGGAGGAAUUGUCUCAGGCUCCCUGUGUGGUACCCGAGCAGAUCCAGGAGCAGGACACAGACCCACAGCGCAGAAAAGAUGAAACAAUCAAGGAGGGGACAGUGGCGAAAAGACACAGAGAGUCCCAGCUGGUCCAGACAGAAGGGGAUCAGAGCAGACAGUCUGCUGCCAAAAACCUACCGGAUUCUUUCGAGAUGGAGCAGGAGGAUGUGGAAAAGUACCCGGAGAAACUGAGAGAAUAUGUGACAAGCUGCAGGCAACUCUCAGGCUCCCUCGACACCCUGGAAACAGCCCUCAAAGACUCCGCAGCACAGAUCCCGAUGUCCUAUAAAGCGGCAAUUGAGCAAGUGGAAAGACAGGCGGCGCUGGGAAGAGAAAUCAGUUCGCUCGAGAUGAAGAUGUUGGAUCUGAGGGAGAGAGCCAAGGAUUUGGAAAGGAUGGGGGAAGCAGGCAGUGAGGGACCUGUCAGCCAGGCUGUGUCCGGACUCUGGGAUCACUGGCUCUGCCUCCAAGGCUCUGCGAGAGAGCAGGAAUUCCACUGCACAGGCCUGAGACAGGAAUGGAAAACCAUCAGUGAGCAGAUUGAUCGAGCUAUCAUCGUCCAGGACCAUCUCCCAGAUGAUUUGCCUGAAGGUCCGAGGGAACAAGCUACAAAAGCUGAGCUCCUGGAGCUGGAGAAAUCCAUCAGCCAUUACCAUUGUGACCUGAAGGACCAACAAUCAGCUCUGGCCAUCCUGCUGUGCCGGGUGACCAGUGUCCUCGGUGUUCAGGAGGCCUCGGACCCAACUCCAACCGCGCCCGUCCUUCAGGAACUGCGAGCGAUGGAGGGCCGAUGCAGGAGCCUGGAGCACAAAAUCGAGAAGAGUCAGAGGGACAUCGAGGAGGAGGUGCAAGAGCGAGAGAAAACUCUGCGAAAGAUCAACAGUAUUGGGGAUUGGCUGCAGCAAGCGACAUCUCAGCUGGAGAAAACAAAAUUAGACAGUGAUGGAGGGACAGAGGCUGGACUGGAGCAACUCCGAGACACGCUGAACAGCCAGCGCCAAGCGAUGGCGGAGAUCAGUGACCGACUGCAGAGCAGGUACUCUGAGCGGUACACCAGCAUUCCUGCAGAAAUCAACACUCGGAUCCAGGAGACCAGCAGAGCGCUGGGAGAUAUGGAGGCGAAGCUGCAAGCCCUGGGUUCCCAGAACACCCGCAGCCAGGAGCUGAACCUCAGGAUCGCAGCCAUAAGGAGUGGACUCCAGAGUGUAGAGAAGAUGCUGCAGCAAAGCAGCAAAUCCCACAGUGAGGCAAAGGCACAGCAAAAGAGGAUCUGGAGUGGGAUCGAUAAGUGGCACUCGGUCCUUUCACAGCUUGAUGCAGAGGUACAGGAACUGGCAGAGCAAGAUCCCGAGCAGGCUCAGGAACUGAUGGAGAGUCUACUGGAACCAUUCCAGCAGCAGCAACAUGUAUCCCGCAUGGCAGAGCAGAGAACAGCCUUACUGAACAAGAUUCCUGAGUCCCUGGAGGAGUACAGACAGAUAACUGACUCUGCAUCAUCAUGGAGCGAGAGUGCAGAAGAUCUACUCUGCAGCAAGACUGACUACAGCUCCGCCAAGUCCCUCAGCAAACAGCUCCUUGUCUUUCAGGUGAUGGCUGAGAGUGGCAGACAGAAACAAAACACUCUCCAAGACAUUACAUCCAGGCUGAAGGAGCUGUCAGUGAUAUACCAAACUGACAAGAUGAAGCAGCGUCUCGGUGAGCUACAGAAUGGUGUCUCCACCCUACAGCAGACCAUAGACCAGAAGCUCACCGAGAUAAAGCACAUUGCAACGGAGGUUGGUGAUAUCGAGUCUGAAGUGAAAUUCCUUGAAAAUAAACUUUCGAAGAUUAACACUAUCCUGUCCUCCGUUGAUCUCUGUGACCUGCCCAUCCAGGUGCAUUUGGAAAACAACCAGGUAAUUGUGGAAAAUCUAGAGGAGAUGAAGGCUCUUGUUGGUGUGAUGAUGGAGUGUAAGGAAUCUCUGGGAUUACCUGAAGAAGUGAUUUGUACGGUUGAGGUCUUCACUAAGGUGGAGCGAGUGAGCAUUGAGCUGAAUCGUUUGCAGGAGUUGACAACACAGCAGGGCACCUUGUUACAGUCACUGUUGGAAAAGCUACAGGAGUGUGAUACAGAAAUGGAGAUGUUACAGCAGGUGAGUGGGGGUGCGUCUUCGAUGGAAGCUCAAUGCGAGAGGUUGGCCAAUCUGACGGAGCGGAGAGAUUCACUGUUGAACAACACGCAGGAAGCGCUGACUCAGCUUGUGCAAGAUGAGCUCAGUUGUGAGCAGCCAGUCACUCAGGACUGUGGACAGGAAGAGCAGUCGUCCACCACACUCUCUGACCAGCCCAGAGACUCGAAGGUAACCUCUGAUGGUAAACUGCCUUCACUGAUGGAGGAGGAGGAUAAUGAGGAAGAUGAGAACAUUGCAGAGUCAGUAAAGAGAAGCCGGACCCCAGUGCCUUCCCUCGAUUCCUCUACAUCGCUGCUGGAGGAUCUCAAUGUCUGCUGGGACCGAGCUGUGGCACUGGAGCGUUGGUUGGAUACGGCCCAGGAGUUGCUGGGAGUGAGUGGCGGGGACUGGGAGAUGCAGCGGGAUGUGGAGGAGCAUCUACAACAGUCACAAAGGAUGCUGCUGGAGAUUGAGCAGAAGAUCUCCCAGCUGGCACAGGCAGGUCAGGAGGAAAGUGGACCUCUCUCGCAUGAGCUCGAGUUACUCUCACUCCGUCUGGGGACGUUAAAAUGCAGCCUGGUGACAUUCCAGGCUAAACUACAAGAUAUACAGAGUGAGGAGCAGGGAGCACAGACCAAAGGGACCACAUCAGCCGAUGGGACUCCCUGCCUUCCACUGACCACUGGUCAGCCAACCUUGCCCACUAUCAAACCCAGGCUUUCAAGACAGGAUAGCCUACAGCAACAGAAGGAGCUGGAAGCGGAGCUGUCAGAAUACAAACACCUCACUGAGUACGUCACACUGCACGGUGACAGGGUGAACCAGCAGAUCCAUAACCGAGAGGAGCAGGAGGCAGCUCAGCCCAUCUCCAGCGGCUCAAGAGACACCCUCCCACCCAGAGAUGUGAUGGCAGCAGAACCUCAGGUUCCCACUGAGGUGACCACCAACAGUGAUCAGGUGGCCGCAAUCUGGCAGCACCUCCAGCGAGAAAUGGAGGGCCGCCUGAGGCUUCUAGAAGAUUCUCUUCGGCAAGGCUUGGGGUCGCAGGUGUCGGUUGCAGCUGGGACUCUGUGUCAUGACCAUGAAAUCUUAUCAACUUCACCACCAGCAGAAGAGGAGCUGAAAUUAUGGAUGACCCAACUCAGAGAGCUGGUCCAAGAGACAGCAACCAUCGCUGUACGGGGAGAGGGGGACAUUAAUCAGGAUGAACGGUUAAAAUUGGAGAAAAGCUUGCAGGAUGCUAUCCUCGGGAUCAGCUGCUGGUCGGAUGCUGUGGAGAGGGGAAUGCCCUCCUACAGAUCAAUAUCCAUCAAAGAGGCAGAAAAGCAGCAACUGUAUCACCAGUUGCUGGCUGAGACCCUGGAGAGAGUUGACCAGGAGCUGGGUGAGCAGAUCUGCCUGCUGUGCCAGGGGGAUGUACCUGGGGACCGGAUCUGCCCCCCGGCACUGGAAUAUUUGGUCGGUUUACAGAAGAGGCUGAAGCUGCUGCAAUCUGCCCAUUCCAUGGUGAGCCACUCGCUGAGGGAUGGAGUGAGUCACAUCACCCAGUACCAGGCAAGGCUGAGGCAGUUCGAGGCUACAUUGUUGGAGACGAGGACUGAUGUUCAGAAACGAUCGCUGGGGUCUGCGAGUCAAAGCCCUGGAGAGAAACUUCAGUUGAUUGAGAAGAUGGAGUGUGACCUGGAUCUCCUUGAUGUCCAGCUGCUGGCUCUGAUUUCAGAAGGAGAACAAUAUGAUGUCGAACUCGCAGCAUCUCUGGAUGUCUAUCCGCUGACGGAGCUCCUCGAUGGUACAAGGCGGUGUGUGAGAGAGCAGCGGGCACAGCUAUGGUACAGCAUACUGCUAGCAGCUCAGUACCAGUGUCUGGUGCAGGGUCUCUCAGGCCUGGUCAACAGUGGACAGGAGAUGGUUACACAGGAAGCAAAGCUACGGACCAACAGCAUUGGGGAAUUACGGAGUCACCUACAGAACUAUAAGCUGUUUUUCUGUAGGUUGGCGAAUCACCUGAUUCUGGCAGAGCAGUUUUCUCAGAACAUUCCAGAACCAAUUGUCACUCGCAACUGGGACCUGUGGCUGGAGCUGGUUGCAGAGGUGUCUGCUGUUCAGCCUCGGGCUCUGCUGCAUGGUGUCCAGAUGGAAACUGCCCUUCAGGCUUGGACAGAAUUCGAGGUGGACCACUCAUUCCUGAUGAAGGAGAUGGAGAUGUUGAACUCUGCAGUCCCUUCUAUUGGGCUAGUGGAGGAGACAGAAGAGAGGCUGGCUGAACGUCUCGGCAACUUUGAGAGAAUCAGGAGCAGCCUCGAUGGGAACCAGGCUCGAGUGGACCAGGCCCUCAGAAAGGGGAAGGCUCUGCUGGACACUGUGAGCAGCCCGGAGCUGGAGGCUCAGCUCAGCACCCUGGAGGAGAGCUGGCUGUCCUUCGGGAACCAGGUUAACCAUGAGCUUCACCGACUGGAGAUGCUUCUAGAACACCAGACACGGUUCCAGCGUGAGCACCACGAGGUGGGUCAGUGGAUGGGGGUGGCCAGGAGCCGCUUGAGAUACUGGGAGCAGGAAUCAACCAGUCUCCCCCCGAAGCCGGAGAUCAGCAGGAACCAGCUCCAACUCUUUGUCGACUUCUGGAAGGAGGUGGAUGGCAUGACCACCUUGAAGACAGCGGCGAUCAGCACAGGGAGCCAGCUGCUGGGCCUGAAGCAGGCCGAGGGUGGUGCGCUCCGAACCCGCUUGACGCAGCUCGAGCACGAGUGGGCACAGCUCAUCACCCGGCUCCCGGGCGUCCAGGAGAAGCUGCACCAGCUGCAGAUGGAAGUGUUACCCUCACGUCAGGCAAUCAGCCAGCUGAGUGCGUGGAUUGGCGAUGUAGAGACCUCGAUACAGGAGGAUGAGGCUGAGGUGCGGGCUCUGGAUAGCAGUGCCCGAGUCAAACUGAUGUUGCAGAAGUACAAGGAUUACCAAAUGGAGGUGAGCUGCAGGCAGCUAACGGUGGAUUUUGUUAAUCAGUCGGUGCUUCAGAUGAGUAGUCAGGAUGUGGAGAGCGAUCGCUAUGAGAAAACAGACUUUGCAGAGUGUCUGGGAGCUCUGAACUUUCUAUGGCAGAGACUGACCCGAAACCUGAAUAGGAAGAUGCUGGAUUUGGAGAUGCUGCUUGAAUCGUGGACAGAAUAUGAACACAGUGUGAAGUCAUUUAGCAGCUGGCUGGAAGCACAGGGGGAGCAGCUGGGGAAGGAUAGGCGCAGCCACACCGCAGUCAUAAAUGCACUGUCCGACUGCCAGGAACUGGGUGAGAGUCUGAAGGGGAAGGAGAUGGAGUUGGAAAGGUUGAGACAUUCAGUUCCUCUGGUGACAGGGAGCAGUGACCCAGAAUCACACACCAACAUCACAAAGGAGCUGGACCAACUGAGUGACUCAUGGAGGAAUCUGGACAGCCAGGUGAGCCAAGUGGAAUCCAUCCUCACUUCCCAGCUACAGCUGUGGACAACCUACCAAGACUCGUAUGAGGAAGUUAACGGGAAUAUUCUGAGGGCUCGAUACUCCCUGGAGCACUGCACACCCCUUAUCAGUUCACUGGAAUCUGUCAGGGCUCAGGUGGAGACUCUGCAGGCACUGCAGGACACACUGGAGUGUGGUGCAGACAGCUGCAGGAUAUUCCAGGAGACUUCACAGCGGCUGAGUCAGGAAUGUAGCCCUCCACUGGCACAGCAACUUGAACAGAAGUGUGAGGACACGCACAGCAGGUGGAUACGUGUUAACCAGGACAUUACAGAACAGCUUCACUCCGCUCGCACUCUGUCCCUGCUCUGGCAGCAACUCAGUGACAUGUACCGGUCCACAAUGGCCAAGGUACAGUGCAGGGAGGAGAGGUGCAGGUACCUGGUGAUGGAGAUCUCAGCAGAGGAUAGUAACCAGGAGAAGCUGCAAACCCAGCUUGUGGAAGUACAGGAAUCGAUGAGUGGGCUCAGGACUCUACAGGAGGAGCUUUCACAGGUAUGCGUAGCUGCAGAUGAAUUGGCCAAACAGAUAGACAGCUCGUCGUCUGCAGCGCUUCGAUCAGAUAGUUGCUAUCUGUCAGGGAAAGUGUCCUGUCUGGAGGGGAUACUGUCAAUGAAGAUACCAGACAUUCAGGAGUUGAUGGAGCAGCACGAGGAUUUCCAGAGAUGUUUACACAGCUUGGAGACUCUGGUGAAUGAGUCAGAGCAGUUACUGAAAUCGGACAGUUCCAGCAGAGAGGAAGCGGAACAUUCCUGUAUGGAGAUAAUGAUGGACCACCUGCUGAGGUUAAGCAGUGCCUCGCUCCGUCUGGAGACUUUGAAGCAUCUGAGCUACCAGCUGCCGCUCAGCGACCUGGAUUACAGGAGAGUUCAGGCCCUGAAUCAGCGGUGGGAACAGGCUCGUGCUACAGCUUGGGACCGAUGCAGGUACUCACAACACAGCCAGCUCCUGUCCUGCUGCCUCCUGCAGCACCGAUUCACCAGAGUGAAAGCUGCAGCACAGAGGGUUACAUUCCCAGACCGGUUUCAGAGACUCAGAGAAUGA
This is a messenger RNA of Carcharodon carcharias (great white shark), 9416 nucleotides long. RefSeq names its product nesprin-2-like. The record is from RefSeq and is a predicted model, not a curated record. The transcript is spliced from 61 exons. Lineage: Eukaryota; Metazoa; Chordata; Chondrichthyes; Lamniformes; Lamnidae. The coding region runs from base 39 to 9416 and encodes 3125 amino acids. Gene Ontology annotation, molecular function: protein binding.